This is a messenger RNA of Eimeria acervulina, 522 nucleotides long. RefSeq lists its product as hypothetical. NCBI's taxonomy places the organism in Eukaryota, Apicomplexa, Conoidasida, Eucoccidiorida, Eimeriidae. Bases 1 to 522 code for a protein of 173 amino acids. The transcript has a single exon. The record is from RefSeq and is a predicted model, not a curated record.
AUGUCUCCAGCUGCUGCCGAGCCCCAGCGUCCGUACACCGCGCCCAUAUGCGCCUCACACACUCUGCAGCAAACGAGGCAGCAGCAGCAGCAGCAGCAGCAGCAGCAACUUGAGCAGCAGCAGUACCUUCAGCAGCUGCAGCAACCUCAGCAGCAGCAGCAACUUCGGAAGCAGCAACAGCAACACACUCGAACAGCAGCAGCAGCAGCAACAAUACCAGAAGCAACAGCAGCAGCAGCAUCAAGAAUAGCAGCAGCAUCACCAGCAGCAGCAGCAGCACCAUCAGCAUCAGCAGCAGCAGCAGCACCAUCAGCAUCAGCAGCACCAUCAGCAUCAGCAGUACCAUCAGCAGCAGCAUCAGCAGCAGCAGCAUCAGCAUCACCAGCAGCAGCACCACCACCAUCAGCAUCAGCAGUACCAUCAGCAGCAGCAUCAGCAGCAGCAGCAUCAGCAUCACCAGCAGCAGCAGCAGCAGCAGCAGCAGGAUACUCACGAGGUGCAGCUAAGAGUAGCAGAGAAUAA